AUGAACAACUCAUCUUCUUCCGGUAGCUUUUCAAAUCGCCGGAGUCCGGUGGCCAGCGUGAAACAUCCAAGUUAUCGUGGUAUACGGAGUCGUAGUGGGAAGUGGGUGUCGGAGAUCCGGGAACCACGUAAAAGCAAACGUAUUUGGCUUGGGACAUACCCAACACCGGAGAUGGCUGCGGCAGCGUAUGAUGUAGCUGCUUUAUCACUUAAAGGCCGUGAUGCAAUGAUAAAUUUCCCAGAUUUUUUUGGAACAUACGCAUUGCCGCUUUUGCCGGAGCCUGCCAUGAUAAGGAGUGCAGCUGCAGCUGCAGCGGAGCUGAUGAAGUCUUCCUUGGAUCAGUUUACGUUAGAGUCUGGUGGUGACGGAGAUACCUACCUUCCUGCCGAGAAUAACUUUUUGGACGACGAAAUCCUUUUCGAUAUGCCAAAGUUGCUGGUAGAUAUGGCGGAAGGAAUGCUGAUAAGUCCCCCACGGCAGCACAGUACUGACGAUUUGUCUCCAGUGGGCUCCUCUGAUUGUCAUAAUUUGUGGAGCUACUAG
This is a messenger RNA of Lactuca virosa, 543 nucleotides long. The record is from the annotation of a GenBank genome assembly. NCBI's taxonomy places the organism in Eukaryota, Viridiplantae, Streptophyta, Magnoliopsida, Asterales, Asteraceae.